AUGGAGUUUUCAUGGAUUGCUGCCGCGAUGGUUGUCCUGUUGCUGCUUUGCGGUGGCAUCUACGGCAAAAAGUUCUAUCGCUCCGUGCGGCAGUGGCAGCAGAAGCAGGCAAGGCUGGACGCUAUCAACAAAGAGUAUGAAGCUUGGCAAUCUCUGAACAUCCAAGGUUCGGUUCAGGGCUGUUUAUCCCCAAGACUCGAUUUGUUUUUAACCGCUUGCGGUUUCAUUUGGGUCGAGGCAUUGGGAUUUGUGACUCAGGGUUUGCAACGAGCAGGAACGGUUGCCUUCGACAACCCUCUUUUGGGCACGAGCUGCUUACGAACCAGCAAUUCAUGUCGAUUCAGUGGGAAAUGGCUAGGUUCAUAG
Messenger RNA from Symbiodinium necroappetens, 366 nucleotides. Lineage: Eukaryota; Dinophyceae; Suessiales; Symbiodiniaceae. The record is from the annotation of a GenBank genome assembly.